This is a messenger RNA of Rhizophagus irregularis DAOM 181602=DAOM 197198, 1365 nucleotides long. Lineage: Eukaryota; Fungi; Glomeromycota; Glomeromycetes; Glomerales; Glomeraceae. The record is from RefSeq and is a predicted model, not a curated record.
AUGAUAUCAAAUAUUCAUACUUUUACUCCAGCGGGAAAGAUUAAAAGACCUUCUUAUUCAACAGUCGCAACAUGGGUUAAAGAGUCAUGGGAUGAAGUUGAUGAAAAUCUUAUUCAAAGAUCCUUUAAAAGUUGUGGAGUUUCGACAAAUAUUGAUGGUUCAGAAGAUGAUUGUAUUUUUGAUCAUGAUAGUUUAUUGAAUAGAGAUAACGAAGUGUUAGAAAAUUUUGAUAACUCAACCGAUGAAAAUUAUGAAGAAGAAUAUCCCGAAGAAACUAACUACGAGAAUAAAUGGGACGUUAAAGUUGUUGUUGAAGUUGGUCGGAAAGAAGAUAAUGACAAAAGUGAAAGUGAGAAAGAGGAAGAUGAUGGUAAUUAUGAUUACCAAGAUUCUGAUGAUCAUGGAGAAAUGCGUUAUAGACUAAGCGAAUUAAAAAAAGUAUAUAAGAGUAAUGAAAUACCAGACGAUUCUUCUGAAGAAUAUAUCCUUAAAGUUAAACUGGAAUAUUUCCAAGCCCUCCAUUCACAACACACAGAUUACCCUCUUGCAUCAGAACGAAUGAAGGAUGAAUAUGUAGUUCAUUAUAGAAAUCUCCAGUAUUAUAUUAGCCAGAGUUUAGUAAUCAAGAAGGUCUAUGAAGCUAUAAAAUUCGAGCAGGCUCCAUGGAUGAAACCAUAUAUAGAAUUUAACACCGCCAAACAUGCUAAGACUAAGAAUGAUUUUGAGAAGGACUUCUAUGAACUCAUGAAUAAUAGUGUAUUUGGUAAAACUAUGGAAAAUCUCAGGAAACGUGUACGUGUCUCAGUAGUACAACCCCAAACCCAUCCCAAGAAAUAUAAAAAGCUUACCUCAGAUCCUGCAUUUAAAGGUCAUAAAAUAUUCUCAGAAAAUCUUGUCGCAAUCUACCUACGAAAAGUGGAGGUAAUGCUUAACUGUCCAACAUAUGUGGGUAUGAGUGUGCUUGACCUCUCAAAGCUCUACACAGACUCACUUCUCGUACAAAUCCAAACUGAAGAUAUCAAUGCAGACCUCAUAUAUAUGGCAGAUCAAUUCGACUUCAGUGAUUAUCCUAAAGAUCAUCCUGUACGAAAAGUAUUAGGUGACAAGACUGACAUAAUUAUGAAAAUCCCAGGAAAAUUUAAGGAUGAAUGUAAUGGAGCAGUUAUAGCAGAAUUUAUUGGCCUCCGUCCUAAAAUGUACUCCAUUCUCAAGGUAGGGGAUGAGACUACCAAUCUGAAAUAUGGUAUCCGUAAGGCUAAAGGUGUCCCCUCAAAGGUAGUUAAAAAAGAGUUCCACUAUGAGUGGUAUAAUAAGGCACUCUUCGAUCCUAAAUAUAAUGAUACAGUCACCUUUAGAGCAAUCUAA